Messenger RNA from Lycium barbarum (goji berry), 1696 nucleotides. Its product is annotated as actin-like. NCBI's taxonomy places the organism in Eukaryota, Viridiplantae, Streptophyta, Magnoliopsida, Solanales, Solanaceae. Gene Ontology annotation, cellular component: cytoplasm. Bases 373 to 1506 code for a protein of 377 amino acids. The record is from RefSeq and is a predicted model, not a curated record. The transcript has 5 exons.
GCGUUGAGCUAAACCCUCAGGGGUUGGCCUGGUGGCAAUUGACUUGAGCCUUGGGGUGCUCCCCUUCAAGGUCUCAAGUUCGAAACCCGCUGGGUGCAAACAAUUUCUGGGGGCCAUCGGACUGGGGAAACCCUGAAUUAACCGUGGUGCACUUGCGGGAAACUCCUUGCCGAGGGCCUGUGCACCCCCGGGAUUAGUCGGGGCUCAAAGAGACUCGGACACCCGGUGCUAGUCAAAAAAAAAAAAAAAAAAAAAAAAAAAAAAAUGCGUUGAGCUAAUAUAUAGGCAAUGCAUGUGCACUUUUUCAUACAAUGUGUAUAAAAAUUUGAGCAAUUUUUUUUUUUAGUUUGUCGGAUUAGGAAGUAGCGUAAGAUGGCAGAAGGUGAGGAUAUUCAACCACUCGUCUGUGACAAUGGGACAGGAAUGGUCAAGGCUGGUUUUGCGGGAGAUGAUGCUCCACGAGCUGUAUUCCCUAGUAUUGUUGGCCGUCCCCGCCAUACUGGUGUGAUGGUGGGUAUGGGUCAGAAAGAUGCCUAUGUAGGAGACGAAGCUCAAUCAAAGCGAGGUAUCUUAACCUUGAAGUAUCCAAUUGAGCAUGGUAUUGUCAGCAACUGGGAUGAUAUGGAGAAGAUAUGGCAUCAUACUUUCUACAACGAGCUUCGUGUAGCCCCAGAGGAGCAUCCUGUCCUCCUAACUGAAGCACCUCUUAACCCUAAAGCUAAUCGUGAAAAAAUGACACAGAUUAUGUUUGAGACCUUUAAUACCCCAGCUAUGUAUGUUGCCAUACAGGCUGUUCUCUCGCUGUAUGCCAGUGGUCGUACCACAGGUAUUGUGUUGGACUCUGGUGAUGGUGUCAGCCAUACUGUCCCAAUUUAUGAGGGGUAUGCCCUCCCACAUGCCAUUCUUCGUCUCGACUUGGCAGGUCGUGACCUCACUGAUGCUUUGAUGAAGAUCCUCACAGAGCGUGGUUACUCAUUCACCACCACAGCUGAGCGGGAAAUUGUCAGGGACGUGAAAGAAAAACUCUCUUACAUAGCCUUAGACUAUGAGCAGGAACUAGAGACUUCAAAGACCAGCUCUUCUGUAGAGAAGAGCUAUGAGCUUCCCGAUGGGCAAGUGAUUACCAUUGGUGCUGAACGAUUCCGUUGCCCUGAGGUCCUAUUCCAACCUUCAAUGGUCGGAAUGGAAGCUGCUGGAAUCCACGAGACCACAUACAACUCUAUCAUGAAGUGUGACGUGGAUAUUAGAAAGGACCUAUAUGGAAACAUAGUGCUCAGUGGUGGUUCUACCAUGUUCCCGGGAAUUGCUGAUAGAAUGAGCAAAGAAAUUACAGCAUUGGCUCCAAGCAGCAUGAAGAUUAAGGUAGUGGCACCACCAGAGAGGAAAUAUAGUGUCUGGAUAGGAGGCUCUAUCUUGGCUUCCCUCAGCACCUUCCAGCAGAUGUGGAUUGCAAAGGCAGAGUACGACGAAUCAGGUCCUUCCAUUGUCCACAGAAAGUGCUUCUGAUUUUCCGAGGACAACAACAUUGAUAAGAGGAAAGUGCCUCAUUCUACUGGAACAGAAUGCAGCUUAUGGUGUUAUAUUCUGUCUUUAUUUUCUGUAUUUGUUCUCAUUUUGGAUUGAAGACCUUGAGAAGGCAAAGAGUUGAUUGUUGAAUGAUCUUAUUCUUUUAUUUUUAUUAUUAUUCACUUAGAAA